AUGUUCGUUAAUGUUGGGACCCGCAUUAACGGAAUUGCAAUUCCGAAAGUAGAGCAAGACGCCCUCGAGAGACUGAAGGCUGACAGAAGCAUCGUAGUAUUGCCAGCCGACAAGGGACGUUCCACAGAAGUGCUCGACAAGACAGAUUACCUUCAGAAAGCCAACGCCCUGCUCGAUGAUCGUCUUGCGUACCUCAGGUGCGACGGAGAUCCGAUGAAGAAGCUGGUGGCACAAAUCAACACGACGCUCGCUAGGUUACAGAGCAACGGUGCCAUCUUAAAAGCAGAACGACUGGCCAUUAAACCAACAGAUUCGGCUAUGGCGAGAUUCUAUGGGCUGCCGAAAGUGCACAAGCCUGGUGCUCCACUUCGACCUAUCGUAUCUUUGCGCGGAACGCCUACAUUCAACCUGGCAAAAUGGCUGUUCCGACGUCUGAACUGUCUCACAUCAGGCUCCGAUACAACGGUCCGCUCAGCCGUACAUUUCUCGGAAAGACUCCAGGGUCUACACCUUAAUGCAGACGAAGUCAUGGUAUCAUUUGAUGUUACCUCCCUCUUCACCUCAAUUCCUCAGAGUCUAGCAAUUGAAACUGUCGGCGAUCUACUCGAGAGUCAUUAUGACAACGAGACCAAUAAGCUUAAACGAGGACACCUUAUCCAGCUGCUCCAUUUUUGCCUCAAGACCUAUUUCACCUUUGAAGGAACGGUCUAUGAACAAAUCAAAGGAACUCCAAUGGGUUCGCCGCUGUCUGGUUUCAUUGCUGAGGCGGUCCUUCAAAAGUUGGAGACGCUGGUGUUCGCAACCCACAGACCAAUAUUUUGGGCACGGUAUGUGGACGAUACCUUCGUCAUCCUCAAGCGGGAGAUGGUCUCCGAAUUUCACGCGAUUCUGGACUCUGUUUUUCCGGACAUCCAGUUCACAAUGGAGGCAGAAGUCAACAACCAGCUAGCAUUCCUAGACGUCCUGGUCCACAGCAAAACUAACGGAAGCCUAAGAACGACGGUAUACCGAAAGGCCACCAACACACGUCAGGUCCUCAGUUACUACAGUAACCACCCGUCGUGCCAUAAACGUAGCUGUGUGCGGACUCUUUACAAGAGGGCGGAAACUCACUGCAGCGAGGCAGCCGACAAAGUAGCCGAACUCCAUUAUCUUCGGCAGAUGUUCAUCUUCAACGGUUACCCUCGUAGUUUCAUCGAACGCAGCAGACAACCAAAGAAGGCUAUAAGGUCAACGAGAGAACAACCAACAGUGUGGCGGGCGCUACCGUAUAUUGAGAAUGUAUCGGAAGCAGUCGCUCGUCUCUUACAACCACUGGGGAUCGGCGUCGCCCACAGACCUGAAGCGACAAUAAGACGUCUCGUCAUGAGACCCAAGGCCCCUCUGUCACGAGGCGAGACAGCGAAUGUCGUCUACCGUGUCCAGUGCAGUUCCUGUGAGGCGAACUACGUAGGAGAGACCGGAAAACGUCUACAAACCCGCAUGAGUGAGCACGCAAGGGCAGUGAGAAGGAUGGACCACCUCUCACUGGUGGCGGAACAUUGUGCAGCCUCUGGGCACACUUUCGCCUUCCAGAAAGCCGAAAUCCUAGGCCGAGGUACCGACCAGACAGCUAGGGAAACGCUCGAAGCCUGGCACACCGUACCAACCUCCAUCAACCGCUGCACGAUUCUCCCGGCAGCCUACCAGGCCCUACGAGUGCGGUUCAACCAACGGAAUCAAAGGCAGGAAGUCAGCAUCACAAGCCCAGGUGAAACAGUUCGCGCCCAAACACCGAUGACGGGGGCCAGCAGCCACCGAGGUGCACACGGGCAGAGGCAAACGGACGACAAUUACGAGAAACGCGGGUCAGGCACAACAAAUGCGGGCAAUGCAGACGAGGUCAAUGACCGUUGCCAUCCCGACACAGCCCACCCGAAGAGGAGACGCAGGAUGGGACCGACCAGCACGACAGCAAUUAGCUCCUCCCCCCGCAGCAGAUCCUGCACGAAUAGCAGUAGGAACGACAACACUCCCGCAUGCUCAGCACCCAUAAAUACUGUGAGGCGCCGUACAGAACCCACCUCCGACGAUGGAAGCUUGUUUGCUUUUGAAACGUCAGGCUAUUAA
Messenger RNA from Spirometra erinaceieuropaei, 2109 nucleotides. NCBI's taxonomy places the organism in Eukaryota, Metazoa, Platyhelminthes, Cestoda, Diphyllobothriidea, Diphyllobothriidae. The record is from the annotation of a GenBank genome assembly.